UCUGGUGGAAUUUAUAACGUACUAAAUCGAAUAACAUAACCUUAAAUAUUUUCACGAUAACGAGUGUUCGAAUUUAUCGUAUUACGUUGUAUCAUUAUUCAUCAAGAUAUAAAACUUGAUUUUUUAUUAUACGAGUGGUACUAAAAAAAAAAAAAAGAAAAUUUAACUGAAAGUUAUCACCUCUACAUCACAUCAACAUGACAAAUACUAAGGAAUCAGCAGAACUACAAGUCUUUAAAACAGUAUUAUUUCACUGUUUAGUGAUAAUAGCCUUACCUGUAUUCUCAUUUUUUACUAGCAAGGUUUUUAUUUUUGAUGGUUUAUUGGGACUUAAUCAUGUACCAAGCAACGUGUAUUCAGCUGGAGUUGCAAUCCUCGUUUUACACGUAGCUCUGGGCGCUUUCAUAUAUCGUGCAUAUUUCGAUGAUCAAUCGAAGACACAGACGAAGCGAGACUAAUAAUUUUUUUGUGUUUGAAACACAUAUAAUUAAGUACACUUUCUUGAUAACACAUUUAUUCGUGUAUAAUCAUUGGAAGAAAGAUGUUACAUUGUAUUGCAUUACAUUUUGCAAUUGCAUACUUUUUUGUUAAUAUUUAGAUAUUUUUCUCUUUUUUUUUUUUUGUUGAAUACUGUGACAUUGUGUAAAAGGCAAAUAUAACUGUAAUUGUAUCAAUGAAACAUAAUUACUAAAUAAAAAAAGCAAUGACAUUCCUACGCAAUAUUUGCAUAUUGUACAGCACAAACUUUGCAAUCUAUAUCUAUAUGGAAUAUAAUUUCAUUACACAUUUUAGUUUUAUAUUUGAGAAAUCUUGCAGUAAAUUAUUUUAUAAUUUAUAGUGCCUCAAUACACGUCAAAUGGAUAAAUUGUAGUGCACUUUACGAUCACAGUACUAGAUCAGGGGCAAAUUUAUAUAAUCCUUUAAAGUUUUUAGGCUGACAAUUUCGGCAGUUAUUCAAAAGGAUACAGAUGCGAAUUUUUAGAGAGAAAAAAAAUACAAAAAAUUAUUACAAAAGCUUGGUGUAAAUCUGCCCCUAAUGAUAUUGAAUAGUAGCCAUGUAUUUUUCUGUUUUUAAGGAAGAAUAAAUAACAAAAUGAAUUGUGAUUAAUAUACAACGCAACCACUGAUUUUUUUUUUUUUUUUUUAGUACCAAUAAAGAACCCUUGCAAGAACUAUGAAAAAAAAUUUAUCAAAUUAAUUAGAACACAAUUCGAAAGAGAAAACAUUUUACUUUUAUGAAAAACUAUGUACAAUAUAUCUAACUAUAAUUUCAUUUAUAGAAAUUUUAUGUCAUCAAAACUUUGACAAAAAGUUGAAUCAUAAAAUGUAUACGAUUUGCAGCUUUUUUAAACAUUCGAAGCCAUAAGCAAAUCCUAAAACAAGCUUAAUAAAUUCCUUUAAUGAAAUAUUAAUUUAUUUAAGUAUCUUAAAUGCAACAAAAGUUUAUGUGACAGAAUAUUUUGCUGUCGGCCUGGGAAGUGUUGGAAUGAACGCUUGUAUUUUUAAAUACAUAAAAUCGCCAGCGAUAUUAAUUACUUCACAGUUUAAUUUAGUCACUAGCUUAAUACUUGUUCUAUACGUUGUAAAGUAUUGAAUCAUUUUACUGGCAAUAAAAUCAGGGAUCUCUUUUAGAGUAUUCCACCAAUAAAAA
Messenger RNA from Frieseomelitta varia, 1651 nucleotides. Its product is annotated as vacuolar ATPase assembly integral membrane protein VMA21 homolog. The record is from RefSeq and is a predicted model, not a curated record. Lineage: Eukaryota; Metazoa; Arthropoda; Insecta; Hymenoptera; Apidae. The transcript is spliced from 4 exons. Gene Ontology annotation, biological process: vacuolar proton-transporting V-type ATPase complex assembly. The coding region runs from base 198 to 458 and encodes 86 amino acids. Gene Ontology annotation, cellular component: endoplasmic reticulum membrane.